Messenger RNA from Lasiosphaeria miniovina, 2668 nucleotides. RefSeq names its product permease family-domain-containing protein. The record is from RefSeq and is a predicted model, not a curated record. Gene Ontology annotation, biological process: adenine transport; guanine transport; transmembrane transport. Gene Ontology annotation, cellular component: plasma membrane. Lineage: Eukaryota; Fungi; Ascomycota; Sordariomycetes; Sordariales; Lasiosphaeriaceae. The transcript is spliced from 8 exons. Gene Ontology annotation, molecular function: purine nucleobase transmembrane transporter activity. The coding region runs from base 425 to 2242 and encodes 605 amino acids.
CCUUGUUUCAACUCACUUAUUUUCCGUUCCUUUUCUCUUGUCACUCGAUCCUCUCCCGUCAAUCACUGUCAUCCGGCCACAACCUCCACGUGGGUUUCAAUACUAACCCGAGCAGGGAGGUAUACGAGAUGCGAGCCUUGGGCCCCGAUGUGGGGGUGGGCGUUGGCAGGCCUGAGCCAGCUCCAGACGAGCCAGCUCCAAAUGAACUCGUUCCUGGAGAACCCGCUCUAGAUGGACCGCGCAGCUUCUACGAGAAGUAUAUCCGACCAGUCGGUCGGUUUGUCCGUUCCAUCAACGACCGGAUUAACGGGUCCCUCAUUGGCCGGUUUUUCCGCCUUCGGGGGUCUGGCCAUGUCAGCAAUUUGCUUUCGUCUUGUCAUGAACCUAAACAUUCGGCUAACGGGCUGGGACUCACUACCCCCAUAUGCAGGAGGACGAAAUUGCAGACGCCGAUUUCUUGACCGAGAUUCGAGCGGGCUUAACGACGUUUGCCACAAUGGCAUACAUCAUUGCCGUCAAUGCGGCCAUCCUUGCCGACACUGGCUAUGAUUGUGUCUGCGAGCAGCCCGAGGACCAGAUGGGGAAUUGCGCCAACCAAGACGAUUAUUCCAAGUGCUACAAUGAAAUCAAACUCGACCUCAUCACGGCAACUGCAGCCAUCUCGGGCUUUUCUAGCAUUGUGUUUGGCCUCCUGACCAACUUACCAGUGGCCCUAGCGCCGGGAAUGGGCCUCAAUGCCUAUUUCACAUACCAGGUCGUGGGAGUCCACGGCCGCGGCGAGAUGCCCUACCAGAUUGCUCUGACAGCUGUCUUCUAUGAAGGCUGGGUUUUUGUGGUUUUGGCCCUGACUGGAUUGCGUCACUGGCUCGUCAGAAUCAUUCCUGGCACCAUCAAGACGGCCAGCGGCGUCGGUAUUGGAUUGUAUCUCACGUUGAUCGGCAUGUCGUAUUCUUCCGGAAUCGGGCUCGUUACCGGGGCAACUAGCACGCCCCUUGCCAUCGGCGGCUGUGCCAAAGAGGAUAUUUCGCCAAGCGGAAUGUGCGAGAGGAAUAUCAUGGGAAACCCAAAGAUGUGGAUUGGCAUCGUCUGUGGUGGUAUAUUCACGUCCUUUCUCAUGUCGUAUCGAAUAAAGUCAGCCAUUGUGAUUGGAAUAGCUCUUGUCUCAGCCCUUUCAUGGCCACGAAACACCGCUGUGACGUAUUUUCCCGACACGCUCGACGGCAAUGAGAGAUGGGACUACUUCAAACAGGUGGUUUCGUUCCACCCAAUCCAGCACACUUUAUUCAAGCAGCAGUGGGAUCUCACGGGAUACGGCGGUCGCUUUGCCCUUGCCAUGCUCACGUUCCUCUACGUCGACAUCAUCGACUGCACUGCGACUCUCUACUCGAUGGCUCGGUUUAGCAACAAGGUGCAACACAAUAGAAGAGACUUUCCACGAUCUACCCUAGCCUACUGCGUGGACGCCGUCUCCAUUUCUAUGGGAGCUCUCGUUGGAGUCUCUCCCGUCACUGCUUUUGUCGAGAGUGGCGCAGGCAUUGCGGAAGGCGGACGUACAGGACUCACAGCGAUUGUCUGCGGGUUCUGUUUCCUUUUGUCGCUAUUCUUCGCUCCGAUCUUUGCGUCUAUCCCACCCUGGGCAACAGGGUGCACGCUUAUCCUAGUGGGCUGUCUAAUGGUCCGUCAAGUUACCAAGAUCAAUUGGGCAUAUAUCGGCGACGUCAUCCCCUCUUUCGUCACAAUGACCUUGAUCCCCUUUAGCUACAGUGUCGCCUACGGACUCAUUGGUGGUCUGUUCACGUACGCUGGACUGAACACACUGAUCUGGAUCGUUAUGAAACUGUCGGGCGAUGCCAUCGUGCCCACCGAUUACGAGCUCAAGGAGUACUGGACCUGGAAGCCUGCAGGGAAGAAGCCCUGGAUUAUUCGAGUCUUCACCAAAAAUCGCUUUUGGGACGACAGCCGGGAGCUGAAGCGGAGUCCCGGUUUCUCCCUCGGAAGCGAUAGCUCGAUCCACAACAGGUCCCCUCCAGUCCCCCCAGACCACCCAGACCAACCAUACAAACCGGACAUCACGCCCCCGCGCUACCAGGCCCCCCCGGACUACCCUGCUCCCCCGGCUCCCCCGGCUUCACCGGUCCCCCCCGCGCCUCCUGUCACGCUUCCUGUCACGCCAGCAGCCCCGGAUGGGAACAGUGAACCAAGAGAGCCGGGCGCUUCCUAUUGGCGCGCACCGCUUGGCUAGUAAGCGGGCGUCUUAAAUUUUGUGUCGCUAAGUGGGAAAACUGGUGGGUUACUUUCUAGGCGUUGGAGUUUUUUCACAUUUCUGCUCAGGUCGGCGAAGGCAGAGGGGUGUUGUUGAUAGCUCAGGUUAAGUUCUUGGACUCGUCACCCAGCAAACAGCUCGCAUUUCAGAGAUGUCAUUUCUUGAACUUCGUUGUUUGUGGGGUUGGCAUUGUACGGUAGCGACGCGUAUGCUGAUGGAAAUGACGAGGUCGAGAACUGGAGGAGAUUUCUGUUCGUUGGGGCCAGCCCAGCGGUGCAGAAUAUGUAGAAAACCUGAAGAAGGCAGACAAUGCCAAGUUUCUUCGAUGUGCGCUGUCUUUAACUGAGAGUGGACCCCUGAUAACAGCUCUACUCCGUACCCGUACGUAGUUGCAAUUCAACAAAG